AUGCCCAUGACCAAGAGGGUGCUCCCACCUGGUCAGAGUCCCAGACCUGACAACUUGAAAUCGUUUCCUCCUGAUCGUAAAUCUUCGAAGGUGUAUACCACAAGAGUUCAUAAUCUAGUUCAGGUCUCCAUAGCCCUGCGAGGUAAUCUUUAGGAGACAAUUUUAAUGAUGCGCAAGUUCGUCUUGCCAGCGCCGAAAUUGCGAUAAGCCUGUCCGAGCAAAAGGUAAGAUCGCAACGAGAAUACUUUUGUACGGUUUCGGACCAUACGUGCGUGGUAUGUCUCGAAUUCAGUUUCUGGCAAACUUUUGCGAAGCACGUCAGGGUCACGACUAAGUGAGUAUGUCGGCAAUAUCUCUGCAAAUCUCUGUUGAUCACACUCCCAGUAAACAUGAUCUUUAGCAAAGUGUAAAAUUCUCGGAGAUAGAAUUCGCUCUUGCACAACCUAGCCUCUGAGGCCCAAUUCAGAGGCUUUCACCCCUAUGCAUUCGGCCUCGAUGUUCUCCUCCCACAUGCCAUCGCUAUGCCAUACGAAAUUGCGGUGCUUGCCGUUCGAUUUGAAACCUGUCACGCAAAAGUUUUCAUAGUGUUGUUGGAACAAUCCACCGUCGUCAUCUAUGGCAGCAUCCGCAGAUAUGUUGAGUAUACAAAAAGAAUAAACUUGAGCCAUCAUUGA
Molecule: messenger RNA, 674 nt
Organism: Hymenoscyphus albidus
Lineage: Eukaryota; Fungi; Ascomycota; Leotiomycetes; Helotiales; Helotiaceae
Source: the annotation of a GenBank genome assembly